GAGGGCGUGGCAUUCGCAGCAAAGUACACCGCUGAUUGGCUCAGUCCCGGUGAGCCCGCCCUGUUUCUCUCAGAGCGGCCAAUGAGAAGCUGGGCGGAGAUUCGUGCCGUCGUCGCUCUGCUGCGUUUGUAAACACAAAGCGGCUCCUAACAAAAUGUGCAGCGCAGCACGUGAUCUCGUAUAAUCAGUGCUGUUAAAGCGCUGGGUUUAUAUAGAGAAUUAAAAUGGCACAGUUUUUUAACUGUAGUCCGACGAGCCUGGACAGAAAGGCGUGGCUGCCUGUGCGGACGGCCGUGGCUGUGCUGCUCACGGUUAUUGUGUUUAAGUUUGUGUUCUCGUGUCCGUGCACCGCUCCGGCGGAGACCGUGCUGCACUGCUGGCUGUAUCUGCUGCUGCCGGUGGGGAUCGUGUUCUUUAUCCUGGCUCUGCUGGACCCGCGGCUGCUGAAGGCGUGUCAGUGUUGUGGGUGUAGGUGCUGUGUCGGCUCGGGGAGCCGCUGCUCUGAGUGCUGCUGCUGCUGUGCUGCAGGACACAGUUACCGCCCCGCGAGCUGCUGCGGGGAGGAGGGCAGGUAUUUCUGCGCGCUGAUAUUUGGACAUGUCCUGAACGUGUUUUACGCGGCAUCGCUCUGGAUCGUAGUGGCCUUUCUGGACGGUGACUGGUACGUGUGUGUCCGGACCGCUGUGGAGAACGGCACCGGGGAACAAAUCGCCUGCAAGGAUUUGCCAACCCCGCAAGAGGCAGAAACUUUAAGAAAGUACAACAGCGAGUCCCGAAUAAUUGGACUAAUUCUCAUUUUGGGACUUUCACUCCUGUUGACUGUAAUUUCAUCUCUCAAGACCUGUUGGAAGCCGUAUUACAAGUCUCUGUAUGAGGUUUAUGUGGAGCAGGAGACCUCUGCUAUGCUGGAGGAAAAGCUACGAGAGCAGGCUGUGGAGAGAGCCAAGCUGAUUACUGAGAAUGCAAUAAAAAACAUUCAGAAUCAGCCUGUGAGCAGUGGGCAGGGCGAUGCCCGUCAUGUUCAGUACCAGCCAAUAGGGGUUGCAGAUGAAAAUGUUUGGAGGACAAUUUCACAUCCGACAUUCCACUUAAUGGGAGUGAGGACCCAUUCAUAAGCAAGACACCCAAUUCACUCCAAUGAAAUCUACACAGUGAAUGACUUUCAAAACAUAUUUAUAUUUUUUAAAAAGCCAAAAGUUUUGAACUCUACCUGAGAAAUGCACUAGUGUUCUCAGUUUACAGUUCUUUGAGUUAUUUACAAGUAUUAAUAUAUGUUAGGAGGAUAUUUCUAUCUUGUACACUAACAUUAGCUAUUCUACCUUGUGCAAUUGUAAUUGUGUAAUUUUAUAUUUAGCCUGAAAGGCACACCUUUUGAAAUAUGCAUUUCAGUACUCCACACUAACUGUUUCUAUUGUCUACAAAAACUACAAGUGCUUAUUAUAUACAAGUGAACUGGCUUUACUAACUCUAAAACUGGUAACAUCUAGGCUGCCAAAUCAUAGGCUCAACUCACAGAUUGUUGAGUUUUUGCUAAAUGUCUAGAUAGAUGCUUGAUUGGUUAUUUCUAAAAUGAUGUUUUGUAUGUGAGACGUUUUAUAGUAUUACACUGAACUUCUUUUGAUAAAUUGAAAGUAUCAUAGCAUGUUGUCCUGCACUGUUGGCACGGUAUAAGGACAUGGUCAAAUGCAGUGACUUGCCACGUCUUGGAACAGGAACUAGUAUUGUGUCCCGUGACUUUUGCCAUGUCCCAUGGAAGUUAUAGAACACUGCACUGACUUGUGGAAUAUGUGAGUUAAUUUUAUAUAUUUUUUACAGACAAUUCUAGCCAGAACCACUAGUAACUGACUGUGCUGUCCACUGUGGGUGGUAAUGCCUUCUAUGAUGUUAUAUGCUUUAAUAACCCAUCCAUCUGGCACCUAUUUUCAGGCCUGGAUCAGUCACCUUGCCAUGAGUAUACUGGUCAUUGUUCGAUCUCACUCACAAGAUAACACCUCACAACUUACACAGGUGUGUGCAUUUUAAGCUACGCCCUGAGGUUAUACAUCAGUGUCAAAUUACAUACUGCUAUUCCAUGACUUUUGACAUAUCCGUGUAUGUUAGCCCUUAGCCCUGGUUGCUGCAGAAUGUCAGAUCAGUCCAGGGUAUUUGAAGAAGUAAAAAAAAUAAUCACAUGAACAUGAUUUAUGACUUAACCUAGAUGCAGUUAAUCUAAAAAGACACAGAGAAGGCUAUGGGGCUGAGGUGCCUGAUAAACAUUGAACCAAUUUCUCCACUAAUAAAUCCAACUUUGAACAUCUGUCAGUCUUUAAACCGAAUGCAGAUAUUCAUUAUUUAUCUUGCUGACAAAUUGAUGUGGUUCAGCACAUGAUAUGCUUUGCUUUUGUCCGUUAAAAUAAAGGAAAUACAGGUUUUGAUUGAAAAAUGUUACAAAUGACAUGCACGGUUACGGAAUUCAGGCAAAAAAUGAUGUAGGCUACCAUGAUUAUUACUGGUAAUGAAAAAAGCAAACUAGAGAGAUCUAUAUAUGUCAUGUGUAAUUUGCAGUGAAACUUUUACACCUCAUCCUCCCGGAAAAGUAAUUUAUGGAAAGACUUGGGUGUCAUUCAUUCCAUUUAGUCAAUUUGAAUAAGCAAAACCUUUUUACCACGGUGCAUUAUGUGCUAUCAUUCUGCUCAUUAUGGGCUGUGCUGGAAAUAUGUUUUACAGCAAAUUAAUUAAGAUUUUACAUUUUUAUGGAGAUUGAUUGAUGAUGAUAGGCCUGUUGCGAUUAAUCAAUAAUUUCUAAUGUUGUCUUUAUUUGCAUGUACUUAACAGAAUACACCUAACCAAGUGCUCUGUACUGUUCUUCCCUCUGCUCUGACAGAAGAGAGAGGGGAGGAGAGAGUGAGCAGGAAACACACACACAGACACACACUCUCUCACAAACACACACACACACACACAUUCAGAUUUACUGCUGUUGGUGGCUUUCACACUGUUUAAUCAAUGGAUUCAAGGAACUUUUCCGGAUCUUUAUGCGAUCAGGUUGUGGACUUGCAGCAUUUGAAUUGAAAAUGUGUGGUCAGUCAGUCAGUCAGCUGUUUACUGUAUCUGACUCAAACUCAACCAGUGCUGCUGCUGAACGUGUGCAUGAGCUUAUGAUUGAGCUGAUAUGUCGACUUUAUUUAAAAACAGUGUGUACGUGUAUUUGUAUAGGCACAUACAAAAACGCAAACAUACACACAAUAAAAUUGUUUAUAGCAUCCUGGGAAAAGUCCUGGGACAAUUUAUCGUCUGUCAAAAACAGUUAUUGUGACAGUCUAGAACAGUGUUUAUUAGCAAACUGCAGCUAUAAAACAUGUCUUAGCUGAUCGACUGAAUCCAAGCAAGUGGUAAAUCAUGUUCACUGGAUUUU
Astyanax mexicanus (Mexican tetra) is the source of this 3394-nucleotide messenger RNA. RefSeq lists its product as uncharacterized. The coding region runs from base 225 to 1115 and encodes 296 amino acids. Gene Ontology annotation, molecular function: monoatomic cation channel activity. NCBI's taxonomy places the organism in Eukaryota, Metazoa, Chordata, Actinopteri, Characiformes, Acestrorhamphidae. The transcript has 2 exons. The record is from RefSeq and is a predicted model, not a curated record.